Entamoeba nuttalli P19 is the source of this 2691-nucleotide messenger RNA. RefSeq names its product WD domain, G-beta repeat-containing protein. NCBI's taxonomy places the organism in Eukaryota, Evosea, Mastigamoebida, Endamoebidae. The record is from RefSeq and is a predicted model, not a curated record. The coding region runs from base 1 to 2691 and encodes 896 amino acids. Gene Ontology annotation, biological process: actin filament organization. The transcript has a single exon. Gene Ontology annotation, molecular function: actin filament binding.
AUGUUCAAAACAUCCAAAUACAAACAUUUACAAUGCCAAGACUAUAAAUCAGAUUGUUGGUAUCCUGAUAUUAGGACAAGUGAUGGUGGUGCUGAAGUGACAAUGAUUGCUGGGACAUCUACAUAUUUAGCACUAAAUUGGAAAAGUACUGGCGCAGGAGUAAUUGGAUGUAUUCCAUUAAAUAAUACUAAUAAAAGAAAAGAAGAACCAUUAUUCUGCAAAGGACAUAGUGGCUCAAUAAUAGAUAUUAUUGCUUGUCCAUUUAAUGAUAAUCUUAUUUUUUCAUCAUCUCAAGAUUGUACUGUUAAGGGAUGGAACCUUCCUUUCCCAACAAAAUUAGGAGAAACAAUAACUCCUUCAUUCUCUCUUCAAGGACACAAAAAGAAAGUUGAUGUGAUUGCACACCAUUAUGCAGCUCCAUUAAUUGCAUCUGCAGGAAGUGACAAUUUAAUUAAACUUUGGGACUAUCAAAACCAAAACGAAGUAUGUUCUAUUGGAACUAAAGAUAUUUGUUAUUCUUUGAGUUGGUCAUAUGAAGGAGAUGUACUAGUUUCUAUGGGAAAAGACAAGAAGUUAAAUGUCAUUGAUUUUAGACAAGGAAAAAUUGUUAAAGAGUAUCAAGCUCAUGAAGGGAAUAAAUUAUCAUGUGGAAGAUUUGUUAAUAAGAAUAGUCCAUUUGUAUUUACUGUUGGUUUUGAUAGAAUGCAAAAUAGACAAUUUGGUAUAUUUGAUUUAAGACAAGAUAAGCCAUGUUGUAUUAAACCAUUCCCAUCUAGUAGUUCUAUUUGUAAACCAAUAGUAGAUAUAGACACUUCAUUAAUUUAUCUUUGUGGAAGAGGAGAUAGUAUUAUUAAAGUAUAUGAAUUUGAUUCAACAAAUAAAAAUUAUAUUUCUGAAUUAACUCAACAAAAUGCAGGAGAGUCUUUAAAAGGAAUUGCUUUAUUACCAAAAAGAGCAGUCCAUGUUCAUGAUUGUGAAAUUAAUACACUAUUAAGAGUAGGAAAUAAUAAAGUCAGUAAAAAUGGGUCAUAUGUUAUUCGUAGAGCAUCAACAAAGUACCAAAGUGAUUUGUAUCCAGAAAGUAUUUGGGUAGGUGCUAAUCAAACUGUUGAAGAAUUUAUGAAAGGAGAAAAUAAGAAACCAAAAGAAGUUAGUUUAGAAUGUAUCUUUGAUAGUAAAGGAGCUCUUGAUGCUGCAUAUGAACCUGAAGAUGUUAAAGAACAAAAGAAAAUUGAAAAAGAAAAGAAAGAAACAGAAGAACGUGAGAAAAAAGAAAAAGAAGAAGAAUUAAAACGAAUUGAAGAAGAAAAGAAUAGAGUUGUUCAUAAAGCACCUAAAAUUAUUCGUUCGACACAUUUUAGACAUAUUAAUACAAGAGCAUUUAAUAAAAAUACUAAUAUCAUUGAUUGUAAAGUUAAUACUAAUAACUCACAGUCAUUAAUUAAAGUAAACACCAAAUGGGUUGGUAUUCCUUGGACUGGUAUUGGUAAAGUUGCUGUUUGGCCUUUAGAAAAAUCAGGUAAAAUGAUUGAUCCAAUAUUUUGUGAUAAUGGUGGAAAUAUCAAUGACUUUACUUUUGAUCCAUUUGAUGAUAAUAUUCUUUAUAUAGGAGGAGAAGAUGGUAAAAUAAAAGUUUUCUCAAUUGCCCCUGAAGGAGCAACAAAAAUAAAAGAAGUUCAAGCACAUAAUAGAAAAAUUAAUGGAUUAUAUGUUAAUCCAUUUGUAAAGAAUUGUGUUAUUUCUAUUGGAACAGAACCAUGUUUAAAAGUCUGGGAUAUUGAAAAAGGAGAAUCACUUUUUGAUGUUACUGGAUUUGGAGAUAAUAUUAAUAAUAUUAGUUUCAGUUGGGAUGGUGAAAGAAUUGCUGUUUCAUGCAAAGACCAUAUUGUUAGAAUUAUAAAUUGUCGUAAUGGAAAUAUUGAAAGUCAAUGUGAAGUACCACAAAAUGGAGGAAAAGGAUUUUUAGUUUGUUGGUGUGGUAGAAUUGAAAAAUUGUUUACUGUUGGAUUUAAUAAAAUGUCACAAAGAGGAUAUUCAUUAAUAGACAUUAAGGAUAAUAUGAAAGUUAUUAACACUACUGUUAUUGAUACUGAGUCAUCAAUUUUAACACCAAUUUAUGAUGAAGAUCUUAAUGUUUGUUAUUUAAUUGGAAGAGGGGCUAAAACAAUGCACUGUUUUGAAAUAACUGAUGAAUCACCAUUUGUUCAUUCAUUGAAUAUUUCUACUUUUAAUGAUGUAGUUUAUGGAUUUGAUAAAUUCCACAAACAAUGUUGUGAUGUUAAAAAAGCUGAAAUUAUGCAUUUAGUUUUAUUAAAUGGAGAACCACCAUCAGUAAUAAGUCAAACUUCUGUUUAUGUCCCACGUGUAAGACUUGAAUAUUUCCAAGAUGAUAUUUAUCCUGAGACAAGAAAGAAUGAAGCUGUUUAUACUAUUGAAGAAUGGAUGAAUGGAGUUCAAAAGGAUAUUCCUUAUAUUAGUCUUCAACCUGAAGGAAUGAAGAAAUUAUCUGAAGCACCAGCUGAGAAUGAACGUGCUAAAUAUUCAUAUGAACAAGAAAGAAAACGAAUUGAAAAGGAAGAAGAAGAGAAAAGAAAUGCUGCAAUUUUUGAUCGUGUUUUUGAAAGGAUGAAUGAAAAAAGAGAUACAUUUGAUCCUAUUGAAGAUGAUUCUGAGUCAUGGUCUGAUGAUUAA